UUUUCGUAUGUGGUGGUCGUAUUUCGCGUUCAUUAUAAUGCAAACCUUUGUAGAUAUAAUAAAACGAAAAUCCAUUUCAACAACGUAGUCGAAACAGUUUUUAUUUAUUUUUCGUCUUUUAAUUUGUUUUUGCUAAAUCGCCGGUAGCAUAUGUGUUAUAUAAUUUAAAGAAAUAAUGGAUUUAACACGCGCGUUUGGAUAGUCGUUGUAGGAAUCGAUAUUAAGGUGUUAUUAAUGAAAUUACUAAGGUGCUCAGAGUGAUAGAAAUAUUAUUGUGAUUUGUACGAACCUGUUUUCACUCCCGUUACCUCUGUGCAUUUAGUUUGUGGUUGUUGUUUGUACCUAAUACUAUCCAUAGGGAUGAUUAAAAAUGCAUAAUAUUUUCCCCAUGGUUUAGAACACCGUUCAAUAUCUUGCCGGUUAUAUUUCCAUCCCUUAUUUUUGUGCUUAUAACAGUGUAUAUUGUGUAGUGUACAGUGAUAAACUAUUGAUGUCAAUUCACAAUUAUUAUUGUCAUACCUUGCAAAGGAGCCUUGAAGACAAUUUGAAUCGCGAAUGAUUCCAAGGACACGUCCGCCCGCUGCGAGCUCUGUAGUCCUUCUGAGCGUAUUAUGUGAUAUCUGACAUGGCGGCCAUUUUGAAAAUGUUCCGUUUGAGAUUUGGCGGUAUUUUGUCCCGGGUCUACCUCCUGUUGUCACUGACUGUCUAUUCAUCAUAUGGCGGCUGCACAUUUCCAGCAGAGUGGACUGGCAGCUGGUUCCAGUCUGGAAUACCGUCUCUGAUCGCCAUCAACUCGACACACAUACAGAUGAAAGGAGAGUGCUCCGAGACUGAAUCGUUCGACAAGUUUCUACUUUAUGAUAGAGCUUACGACUGCUAUAAGUGCAUGGUGAUUCACGAAAAGCACAAAUACGUUUUGCAGUAUAAAGAAACAUAUUGCAGUCUCAAGAACUCUCUCUCUUCUAUCUGCGAGGAGAUCACUGGAGACGCUCCACUCUACUCCAUGUUCAGGAAGGAACCAAGCCCAGUGCCAGAACCCUGCCCCUUCCACCCGGCACCCUUCACAUUCACAUACAACAGGGGCUCCCAUGACUGCGUUUACCCACCGUCGCGAGCGGAGUCCUGCACAGACGAUUCUCGUCUUCUGCUGCGGUACAUGGCCUGUCCUGAUGUACCGUCCACAGAGAGCAACGUCGAAGAGCUGGUUUGCCUUGCUUCGUGGAAGGAAGGCUCGACCAGAUAUCUGGUUGGACAGAUAUCACAAGUACAAAGGAGGAACUCAAUCGCUUCAGAUGAGGACACGUACAGAUGUUUCAUCUACAAAGCACAGCAUGGCGACAAAAGCAUGUCGUAUAUAAUCGCACAGUCGGGCGACGCGACGUGCAACGGUCUGUCUUCACCCAGCGACGGCAGUAGGACUAUGAAGCUUACUACCACUGAUGAUGAACAUAACCGCUGCCACUUCCCCAGCUGGAUCGUGGAACAUCACAAAUGGUUCAGCCUCGAUCACACACACCAGUAUCAUUUCACAACGAAGAACGCCACACUAAAGAUUAUGAACACAAAUGGCACAUAUGAAGAGAAAAGAUUAGUAUGUCACUCAAUUUUGGAGCAAAAAGAGAAGAAACACAUCAAAUUGGUCGCCCAUGUUACCAGAGGAUGUGAGUCCGGACAUGUUUGCCUUACGUUCCACCGACGGGGCAGUUCCGUGCUUGAGCUGCAGCAGGGCAGACUUUGGGAGACACCACAGGACGCCUGUAGCGACCACCAGAUACCUCCUUACAUCACGCUGAUCACAACUUCAUUGACUCCAACAAGAUGUCCAUUGAUCGGGAGAUAUUCCAUCAUAAACUCUCUUGCCGACAAGAGAAGAAGAAGACAACAGAUCAACAUAGAUGAGAGCGUCAAUGGAGAGGGAACAUCUCUAUGCGCAGUAGGUGGUGAUGUGGGGGAAGAUGAAACAGUGAGCGUAGGCUGUGGAAACGCUCAGGACACCAUCGAGUUUAAAUCCACAUGUACUAGCACUGUGUACACUUGCUACGGCAGCUGGCAGGAAGGAGGUCGUGGGUUCCUGAUCGCGGCGCCUGUAGCGCGCUCUUCCACACAUCCGCGGACAUUCUGCUUCAUGUACACAUCCCGUUCGAAUGAUACAGGCGGCAACAUGUUGGUUUCGCUUAGCGGAGUGGCCGUAUCUUGUGACCGAGGAGCGGUGCCAGGCAGGCACGGAGACAAAGCCUACAAUCUCACCUCCAACGGCACAUGCGAACAAAGCAGUAAAUACAACAGUGUGGCGAAUAAAGUAACGCCGGCGGCCAUUUUGAUUUGUUUCUUCGUCGCCUUUAUCAGAUGAUACAGUGGCGCUAGUGUCGACAACGUUUAUAAUUAAAAAGAUUAUGCUGUGCUGGUUGAAUUCAAACGCUAUACAAUUACUUAAUUUAUUAUUAUGUUAAUUUUAUUGAAUCCUUAAGAUCCGACGAUCGUAAACAUGUUAUACAAAACAAACCUCACAAUUUUGAUAUUUAUACCAGAGUUAAAAAUUACGGCCUUACAAAUAAAGUUGACAUAAAGUUAUACCUGAGAAUAAUAAGAGAAUAUACAAAAUGUUGACUAUAUCGCUGACAACACUGUCAAUACAAUAACAAUUCUGAAGUUUUCCGAAUGUCUUUGCAAAUAAGUGCGGGAAACGUUAUAGGUACGUCCGAAUAAACGAAUAAUAAGCAAAAUGUCUAUUUGUAAACAUUUUGCAUAUUCUCGGCUUAUUCUCAGGCGUAACUUUAUACCAAGUUUAUUUUAAGGCCGAUCACUUAGCCUUUACUACACCUUAUCGGCGGGUUAGUAUACUUUUGGAUAAAUCCUGUGUUGAAAACGUUAACUUACGUUAUGUCUGUCCUAAACACUACUAUAAAUCGUAAUAUCAAACUUUCGCUGCCCGCGAGAAAAUAUGUCUAUUGGGCGGGUGCCCCGUUGCCUGACAGAAGCAUUCAUUAUUUAUUAGUUAAAGUCAAACAAACUUUAUUCAAUUAGGCUUAAACUAAGCGCUUUUUCGUCACUAUUAAUAUUUAUUAAUUCGUUCUCGUUUGUAACGGGAUUAUUUUAGCCAAUUUAAAAUUUAUUUUAUUAAAAACUGCAACCACAAUUUUAAAAUGUCUAGUCUCAAGUAGAAUCCGGCGGGAAAUUUAGUAACAAUAGUAAAAAUACUUUUUGUCUACUUCUUUUCAUUUGUCGGGACAGGCACCAAGUGUUUGACGUUAGAAUUGAUUUAUUUUAAACGGAACUAGUUAAACCUGUAUUUAAGAUAAGAUCGAUAAAGUUUCUACAGAUUGUCAAGAGUAAGAUGAAGUCUUUAAAAAACAAACUACAAAUUAACAAUAUAUCUUUGAUCGCAAACAUUACUAAUUAUAAGUUGUACACAAUUUGCUUAAUAUAUUUUGUAAAUCAGUUACAAGAAAACUACAUUUACGUUUAAUCUAUAACAUCACUGUAAGUAUUAAGAUUUUCAUCUGUUAUUUAAUUUAAUAAGUCCAGCACAAAUAAUCUUUUUAACUCGUCAAAAUUAGGGCACAGCGUUAUGAAUGUGAUAAAGUUGGCAGGACGACAGGUGCUGCCAUCUUUUGGUAGCUUGUUAGGUUAGAAAAUGCUAAUAUCUGAAUAUCGAUUGACCAUAGAGUAUUUAUUCGACAACGAGACAGUUUCAUUUCUUACGUUUUCGAAUACUGUUAAGUUACAGAGUUUCAGUUGACAGCUGUCAGUGUCAUAGUAGAUGACAUUAUUAGUUAAAGAUAUAUUUUGACAUAAGUCUGUCAAGUAUAAGUUGACGCGUGCUUAAAGACUAAUAUGUUGUCUGGACGAAUAUUAGUACCAUAAUAUAUUAUUUUGUAAUUCCAUAAUUACGCUAAAACUUGUAAGCGUUAUCCCUCAAAGAUGUAAAGUUAAGUGCCAACUUGUACUUGACGCGGUGAAAUAAUACUAUAAAAACAAAAAUUAUACCCCGAGUUUCAAUUAAUUUUAAUAUAAAACCAUAAUGGUUGAAUAAAAUAGCGCAUUCUUUUAAUUUUGGACUCAAUAUUUCUUUAUUAUAAAUAUUUUAAAAUCGAUGACGCCCAGCUUCUUCGAAGCCAAUUUGGCUUUGCCCUCCAGAUGGCCACGGAAUUAGCAAUCGCUCGAGAUUUAGAGACCCAGUAUUCCGAUACUAGGCGCGGCUUUAAGAGAAGUGUUCUCGAAGAGCGGUGAUACGACAAAUGGGGUUUUUUUAGUGGUAUACGCGAAAACUUGAGUCUUCUGGGGGUUAAAUUGGACAAGGUUCAAUUUACCCCAUUCCGCGACCUUCUCGAGAGAGGACUCGAUAGAAGACACAAGUUUCUCCCGGCACUGGUCGACGAUUUCCCGAGAGAGACCUGCAUGGCCUUUUGUGUACGGCAUCACCAGUGCUGUCAUCUGCAUAGCAAUGCAUGUUGGAAUAAAUGUAACAUGGAAUGUUUAAAGUGGCUUUUUAAUGGUUUGCGUAAUAGAUAGGUAUUCAAUUAGUCGGCGAAAACUAGUGUAUAUCGCAAGAAUUCUAUGCUGCUCACGAUGAUGUGAUGUGAAUGAUUUUGUUUCCAUUUCGAGCAGGAUUAAUUGUGAAAUAAACUAUGUAGGUUUUGUGUUUACUUUGAGAAAAAGACAAAUGGGGGAUCAAAAUUUAAAAGUCUUCAAUCGUGAACUUCGAUCUUGAGGUUUUUUAUACUUUUUUUGUUAUUGUUCUAUAAUUGCGGCUGUUAUUAUGGCAGCUAUUUACUUUACUUAACUUAGAUAUAUUUAUCAGUGUUUUGAUUUGAAGCUCGCAGUUAUGUUUAAUUGAUAAAUUAUUGUGUGUUUGUGAUUAUGGCAAAAGGUUUACAACACCCGAUAUUUAUCUUGUUUCGCUACUCAAAAACCCUGACCAAUAGUAGUUAAAUAAUUGCUCAUAAUAUUAUGAUAGUUUGGAAAUUUUAUUUGUGAUAUUUAAUACUUUAAGAUAAAAAAUAUUAUGUACAUAGAAUCAAGUUCCUCAUAAUUUUCUAACUUAUGUUUCCUUUCGAAUAGAUAAGAUAAGACACGUCGAUGCUUGCCUAAAACUAUUUCUAAAUAUAUAUCUAACCGGAGAAGACUAUUUGUAAAUAUUUUUAAAUAACAAUUUUGUAGUAUUAACACAAUUUUCUAAUACAGGAUUAUAAUUGAGGAUAAUAAUGCGUAGUUAUAUCAAAUUGAAAAUAUAACGAAACAAAUGUAUUAUGUAUGUAAUGGAAAGUUUAUUUUUAACUUUAAGAUGUUAAAUGCACAACGUAAGUUACUGUACACUAGAAUAAGCGCGGGUACAACGAUCAUGUUAUUUGAGGAAUGUGUCAAAGUUGACAGCACGUCUAUUAUCUAUGACGUUGACGUUGUCACGGUGACAGCUGAGCGCCGGGAGUGUUGCUUUAAUGUUUUGUUAAAUUUAAUAUUGUAUCACAUUGUGAAUAACGCACUUAAGAAUUAAAUUGUAUGUAAAAAUAUAUUGCUGUAUUGGGAUUUGUAAUUCGGCAUGUAAAUAAUUUAAAUUUAAUUUAUCAAUUUCGUUGUGUAAUUUUUGCAGCUUGAUAUCAUUUUAACCGGAAUCUUUUGAGUAUUUCGAACACGCCAUGAGAUACGAUUGUAACUAUUAAUGUAAGCCUAUUAUUAUAUUUUGAUUACUGAAAUAUAUUUGAAAGUCAA
This is a messenger RNA of Leptidea sinapis, 5709 nucleotides long. RefSeq lists its product as uncharacterized. The transcript is spliced from 16 exons. The record is from RefSeq and is a predicted model, not a curated record. Lineage: Eukaryota; Metazoa; Arthropoda; Insecta; Lepidoptera; Pieridae. Bases 626 to 2350 code for a protein of 574 amino acids.